AUGGCAGGCGGACAAGUUCGGAGUGGCGAUAAAUCCCGCAACCACUACAACAACCCCCCUGGCUUCAAGCAUCUCAUCUACCCACAUCUUACCUGGCCCACAUCUUACCUGCCCACAUCUUACCUGCCCACAUCUUACCUGCCCACAUCCCACGUGCCCAACCACCCCUCUCACCUGCCCACCUCUCACCUGUCGCGUGCCCCUCAUCUGUUCCCCAAACCUCACCGCCAGGCUCGGCCGCGCCUGGAGCGGUCGGAGGUGGUGGCUCGGGAGGGCGAGGGCACGAACGUGGAUGAUGUGCGAACGAGCUUCGGCACGUUCUUGGACUACCAGCAGGAUGACGUCAUCAAGGCCAUUGAGCAGCGCUUGGCCGCCUGGACCUUCCUCCCUGUUGAGAACCAGGAGGCGAUGCAGGUGCUGCGAUACCAGGAGGGGCAGAAGUACGAGGCACACCACGACUUCUUUGAGAAGGAGGGGCAGCAGGGCGGCCACCGCUAUGCCACGGUGCUCAUGUACCUUACUGAGGGGCUGAUGGGGGGCGAAACAGUGUUCCCAGAUGCCAAGGACCCUGUGGAGAAGGACGACACGUGGUCGGAGUGCGGCAAGCAGGGUGUGGCAGCCAAGCCAAUCAAAGGCGAUGCGCUCCUCUUCUUCUCCCUCACCCCGUCCGCCGAGCUCGACCUCAAAUCCCUUCACGCGGGCUGCCCGGUAAUUUCCGGCGAAAAAUGGUCCGCAACAAAGUGGAUCCGUGUGGAUGCCUUCUACACCCCCUCUGGAGCCCCGGCUGUAGCACCCCCCUCGGAUGGGUCGUGUGAGGACAAAGCGCAGCACUGCGUGUAUUGGAAGACUCAGGGCGAGUGUGACAAGAACCAGGAGUACAUGAAUGCGAAUUGUCCUAAGUCGUGUGGUGUAUGUUCUUUGUAA
Molecule: messenger RNA, 924 nt
Organism: Closterium sp. Naga37s-1
Lineage: Eukaryota; Viridiplantae; Streptophyta; Zygnematophyceae; Desmidiales; Closteriaceae
Source: the annotation of a GenBank genome assembly